Oryctolagus cuniculus (rabbit) is the source of this 3047-nucleotide messenger RNA. The record is from RefSeq and is a predicted model, not a curated record. NCBI's taxonomy places the organism in Eukaryota, Metazoa, Chordata, Mammalia, Lagomorpha, Leporidae.
AUUUUUGAACUCUGAUAUACAAAUUAUCGCUUUAAGUGAAGAUUUAUGUGUGCAUAGCCCAUUUGACCAAAUCUAUUUUAGAUCUAGCUUGCAUAUUUUACCACUAUUAGCACCUUCAAGAAAAACAUUGGGAGUGUGUUUAGUUCCACUUAUCUUGUGUAGGAAACCACCGGGAUGGUGAAGUAUCUAAUUAAUUAGCUUUACUUUGCAGAAUUCAAGUUUCCCUGUAAAAAUGGUGGCUUUUGAAACAUGAGAUUAUAAGGCAAGUAGCAAAUCAGCAUACACAUUCUGAACAGAAAAAGGCCUUCAGAAAGAGCAGGAAUAUUCUCCUUUGUAAUGUUGAAAAAUCUACAUGGCUGAAGACUAAAAUGGUGAAAUGUAAAUACCAGAUAGGAAAAGAAAACGUUCACUUCGUGUCACAUUGAAGUCACUUUGUACAGUGGUGUUGUAUUUCUCUCAUGAAGACUUUAUUUUUGGUUUUGAUGUUUUUCCUUGAAGUAUGAAGGAUGAGGACUGUGCUUUGCUGAUCCCAAAUCCCCACACGUGCUUAGUAAAGAGUGGGUGCUUAAAAUGGUUAUUGAAUAAAUGUAAAUAAUAUUUACAUUCAAAUUUUAUGAUUUAUGAUAAAUGAAGUAAAAAAGUACUUACCCAAUGAGAGAUAUGUAUUACCAUUAAGAGAUUUUACCUUUAUGAUAUGAAAAAGGAAGAAGAUAACAACGUUAAAUUAAUUAACUAUAUGGAAAACUUCUUCAUAUUCUUUUGUUAAUCUUGUAGACAUAUUUAUCAUGUCUGGAAAUACUAAAAUAUUAAUUCUUCAGAACUAUGACUUUAGAUGUAAGGCUAUGUUAUUGAAUUAACAUGAUUUAGGCGGCCGGUGCUGCUCUGAGUCACCUGCGCCUGCACCUGUAUCUGCACCUGUACCUUUCUUUCAGGAGGGCGGAUGCAGACAGGAGGGCUGAAGGUUGCUCGGCUCGUCAUGGCCUACCCAGGAUACGAAGGAGGGUUUGGAAAUUUUAGUAGUCAGAUGCCAGGGAUGCAGCCAAUGCCAGGGGCAGGUCCAAACGUGUUCCUUGGUGGGUACCCCGGACCCCUGCCUUAUUCAGACAGUUACUCUUCAGCUGGGGACCCCAUGUGGAGUUACUUCACAGCUGUUGCUGGACAGGAUGGUGAAGUGGAUGCUGAAGAACUUCAGAGAUGUUUGACAGAGUCUGGAAUUAGUGGAACUUAUUCUCCCUUCAGUUUGGAAACAUGCAGAAUUAUGAUUGCCAUGUUGGAUAGAGAUUAUACAGGAAAAAUGGGAUUUAAUGAAUUCAAGGAGCUUUGGGCAGCUCUUACUGCAUGGAAGGAAAACUUCAUAACUAUUGAUCGAGACCGAAGUGGCACAGUAGAGCAUCACGAGUUGAGUCAAUCCAUUGCUAUUAUGGGUUAUAGGUUGAGUCCUCAGACGUUAAAUACUAUUGUUAGACGCUACAGUAAGAAUGGCAGAAUUUUCUUUGAUGAUUAUGUUGCUUGUUGUGUGAAGCUUCAUGCCUUGACAGAUUUCUUUAGGAGAAGAGACCACUUGCAACAAGGAUUUGUGAAUUUCGUGUAUGAUGAUUUUUUGCAGGGCACUAUGGCAAUCUGAAUAUCUAAAAUUUGAAAGUCAAAGAAAUGCUGACUUCUUUUGCUUUGAAGAAAUGAACUGGACUACUUUAAAUGAAACUUUUAGGGUUUUUGGGGUUCCUAUUAUUAAAUGUCUUCCUUUACUAUGUAUUUUUACUUUAGCAUAUGGUGCAAAGUAAUAAAGAAUUGGGGGGGAGGGCUGACUUGGCUCACUUGGUUAAUCUAACUCUGCCUACGGUGCCGGCAUCCCUUAUGGGUGCCGGUUCUAGUCCCGGCUGCUCCUCUUCCAGUCCAGCUCUCUGCAGUGGUCCUGGAAGGCAGUGGAGGAUGGGCCAAGUGCUUGGGCCCUGCCCCGGCAUGGGAGACCAGGAGGAAGCACCUGGCUCCUGGCUUCACAUCUGCGCAGUUCCGGCCUUAGUGGCCAUUUGGGGGAUGAACCAAUGGAAGAAAGACCUUUCUCUUUGUCUCUCUCUCUCUCUCUCACUGUCUAUAACUCUACCUGUCAAAAAAAUAAAGAACAGGCUGGCACUGUGGCUCAAUAGGCUAAUCCUUCACCUGCGGCGCCAGCACACUGGGUCUAGUCCCAGUUGGGGCGCCAGAUUCUGUCCUGGUUGCUCCUCUUCCAAUCCAGCUCUCUCCUGUGACCCGGGAGUGCAGUGGAGGAUGGCCCAAGUGCUUGGGCCCUGCACCCACAUUGGAGACCAGGAGAAGCACCUGGCUCCUGGCUUUGGAUCGGCGUGGUGCGCAGGCUGCAGCGCGUUGGCCGCGGUGGCCAUUGGAGGGUGAACCAAUGGAAAAGGAAGACCUUUCUCUCUGUCUCUCUCUCACUGUCCACUCUGCCUGUAAAAAAUAAAUUAAAAAAAAAAGAAUUGUUUUAAAUUUGGGAUAUUAUUACUUUUGGAAAUGUAACACUUUGAUAAUCUGCAUAGUGUUAUAAAAUAUUGGUAUUUGCUAAUAAAAUAUUUCUUAGUCUUAAUUUUAACCAAAAGACCUAGAAAAAUAUACUUAAAAGAUAUGUUAUAAACACUGCCAAAUAAUGAAAGCUUAGAUAAGACUAAUUUAUACUUAUAUGAAGGUAACAGAUUAUACUUUUAAAUUUUGUUUGUAGUCCUUGGUGUUUGAGGGUCAGCUAGAAAGUAAUGCCUGGAUUUUUUUUUUUUUAUCUUUUAUUUAAUGAAUAUAAAUUUCCAAAGUACGACUCAUGGGUUACAAUGGCUUUCCCCCCCAUACCGUCCCUCCCACCCACAACCCUCCCCUUUCCCACUCCCUCUCCCCUUCCAUUCACAUCAAGAUUCAUUUUCGAUUAUCUUAAUAUACAGAAGAUCAGCUUAGUAUACCUUAAGUAAGGAUUUCAACAGUUUGUUCCCACACAGAAACAUAAAGUGAAAAAUAAUAGAUGAUUUUUUUUUAAAUGAUGAUGAAAUCAGAUCAGACCUAUUGUCAUG